This is a messenger RNA of Adineta ricciae, 492 nucleotides long. Lineage: Eukaryota; Metazoa; Rotifera; Eurotatoria; Adinetida; Adinetidae. The record is from the annotation of a GenBank genome assembly.
AUGAAGAUUCUAAUGCAAACAGCCGAAUACAUCGACAACAUGUGUAAUAUAUCCUUGAGCGAUGUGUGUCGUCACAUUGAUCAGGUCAAUAAGCUCAAGAACAGAAGUGAAUAUAGAAUGUUUGGAUCGCGAGCAUUUACAUCAACACAAACUGGUCAUAGAUGUACGUCAUCGGCGAAAUUCACCUCUACUAGACAAGCUGAAAAUGAUAUUGCAGAUCGAUAUCGACUCGAUGAAGUAGAAGAUGAAACACAUCCAAAACGAAGUCUAGCGUGUGCUUUAAUCUCCACAUUGUGUUGUCCGCUUUUAGGUAUUCUUGCUAUUUAUUAUGCGACUCGUGCAGUUCAAGCACAUAAUCAAGGGUUUUAUGCUGAAGCAACAACAUUCUACAAAAAAUCAAUACGAUGGUCAUUGAUUACGUUCAUUAUCGGUCUCGUUCUCGGUUCCAUUGUCGCUUUUGGAUUCUUUGUCAAAGCUGUUCUCGCUGUUUGA